Messenger RNA from Triticum dicoccoides, 1857 nucleotides. Its product is annotated as DEAD-box ATP-dependent RNA helicase 38-like. The record is from RefSeq and is a predicted model, not a curated record. The coding region runs from base 94 to 1614 and encodes 506 amino acids. Lineage: Eukaryota; Viridiplantae; Streptophyta; Magnoliopsida; Poales; Poaceae. Gene Ontology annotation, molecular function: RNA helicase activity; nucleic acid binding; ATP binding. The transcript is spliced from 7 exons.
AUCCCCUCCCAAAUAGGGAGCAACCCGGAAAAACGCGAACCGACUCUAGCUGAAGCAGCUCUCCUCGCCAUCGAUCCUUCUCGAUCUGCUCCGAUGGCCGACGCCGGCGCCGCCAAGCCCGAGCCGGAGAAGAAGUCCUGGGCCGACGUCGAGGAGGAGGAGGAGGCCAAGGCCAAGGCGGAGGCGGAGGCCGAGCUCGCCGCCGCCGCCUCAUCCUCCUCCUCCGCCGCCCCCAUCGAGCCGGUGGUUGAGGCUCAGGCGAAGCAGAUCGAGGCGCUCUCGCUCUCCGUGCCGGACGACGACGGCGGCGCCGAGGGCCCGCCCCUGCUCGACGACUCCGACGACUCCCAAAUCCAAGCCGUGACCUCGGGCGGCACGGUGUACGAGUCGGCGACGACCUUCGAGGACGUGAAGCUCACCCCCGAGCUGCUCAAGGGGCUGCACGACGAGAUGGGGUUCAGCCGCCCCAGCAAGAUCCAGGCCAUCACACUCCCCAUGAUCCUCACGCCGCCCUACAAGGACCUCGUCGCGCAGGCGCACAACGGCUCCGGCAAGACCACCUGCUUCGUCCUCGGCAUGCUCAGCCGCGUCGACCCCAACCGCAAGGUCCCCCAGGCCAUCUGCAUCUGCCCCACCAGGGAGCUCGCGCAGCAGAAUAAAUCUGUGCUCAUGAGGAUGGGCAAGUUUACCGGCAUUACCUGUGCCUGUGCAAUCCCGUCGUCUCAGAAAGAAUAUAUGCCCAUCAGCAAAAUGGCUCCGGUGACCGAUCAGGUGGUGAUUGGCACUUCUGGGACGCUCACCAAGUGGAUUACCCAUAAGAAGCUUGCGACUAGGGAGAUCAAGAUUCUUGUGUUCGACGAGGCAGAUCAUAUGCUUGCCGAGGAGGGCUUUAAAACUGAUUCUUUAAGGAUCAUGAAGGAUAUACAAAAUAGUGCUGGUGGCUGUCAGGUGCUUCUCUUCUCUGCGACCUUCAACGAGAAAGUGAAGGAAUUUGUUACAAGGGUCAUUAAGGACGGAAACCAAAUAUUUGUGAAGAAGGAAGAUCUUACUUUGGAAAAAGUAAAGCAAUAUAAAGUCCGAGUCCCUGAUGAGGCGGCCAAAAUAGAGGUUAUAAGGGACAAGAUCUUUGAGUUUGGGCAAAAGGUUGGACAGGUUAUCAUCUUUGUGAGAACAAGAAAUAGUACUAAGAAUGUACAUAAUGCUUUGACAAAAGAGGACUAUGUGUGCUCCUCAAUUCAAGGAUCCCUUGACCAAGCAGAGAGGGAAAAAGUAAUUCAGGAAUUCAAAGAUGGGUACACCAAGGUUCUUAUAUCAACUGAUGUUCUUGCUCGUGGGUUUGACCAAGCACAGGUUAACCUGGUCAUCAACUACGACAUGCCAAUCAAGUAUAAUACGAGAGAUGAACCUGAUUAUGAGGUGUACCUGCACAGAAUUGGCAGAGCUGGGCGCUUUGGCCGAAAAGGAGCUGUGUUCAACCUGCUAUGUGGUCAAACUGAUGAAGCUGUGAUGACAAAGAUCGAGGACUACUUCCAGCACAAAGUGCCUGAGGUCCCCAACUGGAAAAGCGAGGACAAUUUUGAGACUGCUCUUAAGGAUGCGGGUUUACUCGAGUAAACGUUUCCUGGCAGAAAUAGGUGGCGGCAAAUGCGCGCUUAUUUGAUUAUCUUGUCACCAGCACUUGGGUUCUUUCCUUUGCACCAGAUGCUUGUGUCUGGAGUGGAUUAUGCUGAGCUGAUGCGAUGAAUUCUAUGAGAGAGUGUGUCCAUUUUUAUGCUCGUUCGUUUGAGGUUUUCAAGUCUUCUUCACACACGCCCAUGUAAUUUCCUUUGAAAAUUCAUUUGUAUGUUACUUGUGCUA